AUGGAGACAACUUUGGCAGCCUUCAUCCUGCUGCUGUUAUUCAGCACUUCCCUGCCCACCUCAAGUGGACAAUACAUUGAACCGCGCCUGUGCGAUGGGGUAUGCUACUGUUCCAGGGCCGAGGCGGUUGUGGACUGCAGCCCGCAGGACAGAAUCAUGGGAAUUCCAACAAAUUUGCCACCGGGCACGCGGAAACUCGUGAUCCAGGGUGGCGUCUUCCCCGAACCGGGCCACCUUAGCGCCAAAAACCUCACCGGUCUCACCCACCUGGUCAGUCUCCGGAUUGUCAACUCGAAGCUGAGGUCUGUUGAGAGCCGAGCCUUUCUCGGAAUGACCAACCUGCGCGAUCUGGACCUCUCGCUCAACCUCCUCUACCGAAUCGAGCCCCGCACCUUCUACGGCUUGAACCUCCAGACUCUGUACUUGCAAGAGCAGCGCCUUCAACAGGAUCCCUACUUGUACGGUCCGCCAACUGACCCCGAACCCCUGCUGAUUACAAGUGAAGCCUUCUACGGUCUUUCAGCAGCUAGGAUAGACCUUCGACGCAAUUUCAUCUCUGACAUAUCUUUCUCGCUCUUCUCGGAGGUCAAAGGUCUGGAGAAGUUGAUCCUCUCGAACAACCAGAUUCGGCAGCUGGAUCCGACUUUUGCGACCUACUUCGAUAAUUCAAAUCAUAUGCUUGAUCUAACGGACAAUCCACUGGAGUGCUCCUGCAAACUAGCCUGGUUGGUCCGUCGGGUUAAGGAAUGGGUGGUUCAAUCGCCAACACUCAAGACCACCUGCAUCGUUGAUCCACGGAUCGGGGGACCUGGAUCGCGAGUUGAGCUGAAGAAACUUUCCGCAGAUCACCUCUGCAUGGCCUCUCGAAUUCAGUCAAUCGGUGUCGAUAUCGCGUCCGCUGGGAGGGCUGCGACCCUCAGCUGCACCGCCGUUGCUUUCAAUCGAAUGGACGUCGGUGCCCAGCACGGAGGUUUUCGCUAUGGAGAGCUGGAACCAUACAUGUACCACCCAGUGGUAAGACUUCGGCCACCAUCCGUGGCUUGGAAGUACAAGGAGUCAGGCCAGUUGCGUCAGGUGACUGGUAUGCCCUCCGACUUGCCGCAGCCAUUUGAUCCAACCUUUGGUGCUAACGAAGAGCAGAAAACCAUGACAACGGUCCAGCUGAACGUCUCUCUCUCCCAAGCGAGUAGGCAAUUUACCUGCAUUACCUGGGACGAGAAGGAGAAUGAUCAAGAGGUUCUUGUGACCAUCCGCGGUCCCGUGUUUCCAGCACUAGUCGAAUUCCAAGGCGGAAACAAGGAUUCCGCAGUUGACUUCAGCAACGACAAACCCACCCAGCUGGACCCCAAAGUCAAGGAAGGCGGCCCCACAUCGCCAAGCAAUGUGGCGUAUGCUCAUUCAAACUUUCUCUUCCAAAAGCAGUACACCUUGCUGGAAAUGAUCGGUGCCGUGAUUGGAACGUUCCUUGUGACCUUGGUUGUCCUCCUGGUUGGGUCCCGAUGCAUGCUGCUGUUGAAACACCGUGCCAUUUCAAACCACCUCUCGAAGGAAAUCGGAAGCAGGCCGUCGACGUAUGACACGCCGACAUCAAAGCAGCCAGACACGAUGGGGUUAGGUGGAACUGCCACCACACGGACGAACGGGGGGAACAGUAACGGAGGCCUCCAGUCCCUAGGUUGUGAUGGCAUUACUGCCUACCCCCUGUAUAAUCAUUACCUCGCCUCCGCAUCCGGUGUCACCUAUCCCACCCAUAUUCCCCCAACCGCCUCGCUGAUAACCAGUCCAACAAGUGCCCAGCUAAUGCCAAUUUCCGCCGCGACCCCCCUUUUACAGCCCAGCUUGACGGUUCAGGGGCUUCAGGGCAUGCAGCCGAUUCCUCAGUGGCCUGCCCCUCCCGGUUCAGCCUAUUCAGGCGCAGGUAGCCAUGAAUAUGACAUCCCUAGAGCCAUGGAACUAUCCCAGGUAGCCUCGGACCAGGCGACGCUGCAACGAGAACAGCAACAGCAGCAGCACCUACAGCAACAAAUGCAAGCAAUGUCACAGCAGACGCAGCAGCCGAAGGUUGCGAAUGUGGCAAAUGACGUUUUUGGAGGAGACACCGCUGACUGA
Mesocestoides corti is the source of this 2109-nucleotide messenger RNA. The record is from the annotation of a GenBank genome assembly. NCBI's taxonomy places the organism in Eukaryota, Metazoa, Platyhelminthes, Cestoda, Cyclophyllidea, Mesocestoididae.